CGCCACCAAGGGAAGAUGGCGUCUCUGCUGCAGCUCGAGCGGGUGGUUUAUCUCGUCAACGGCGAGAAGAAGCUCCGGUUGCCGCUCUCGCAGCUUUAUUUCUGCCGGUAUUGCCAUGAGCUGCGCUCGCUCGAGUGUGUCUCUCACGAAGUGGACUCCCAUUACUGCCCAAGCUGUCUGGAGAACAUGCCUUCAGCUGAAGCAAAACUCAAAAAAAACAGGUGCGCUAAUUGCUUUGACUGCCCAUGCUGCAUGCAUACUCUCUCCACAAGAGCCACCAACAUCCCAGCACCUCUGCCUGAUGACCCAGCGAAGACCACCAUGAAGAAGGCUUACUAUCUGGCCUGUGGCUUCUGCCGCUGGACUUCUAGAGAUGUUGGCAUGGCUGACAAAUCUGUGGCCAGUGGAGGAUGGCAAGAACCAGAGAAUCCUCAUACGCAGCGGAUCAACAAAUUGCUGGAGUAUUACCACCAACUGGCGCAGAGAGAGAAGAUCGAACGCGAUCGCAAGAAGCUGGUUAGACGCAGAAACUACAUGCCGCUCGCCUUUUCUGACAAGUACGGCCUAGGCACAAGACUGCAGCGGCAGAGAUCUGGGGCCCCUAUCAUUACCCUUGCUGGGUCAACGCUGAAAGAAGCAGAGGACCACAAAGAGAUAAAGAUCGAACCUGCCCAGCCAUUAGAGGAAGUGGAGCCGCUUCCAGAGGAUUAUUACACUAGAGCUCUCAACCUGCCUGAGGUGACCACCCUUCACCAGCGACUGUUGCAGCCAGACUUUCAGCCAAUCUCUGCUUCCCAGUUGUACCCAAAGCACAAGCAUCUCCUGAUAAAGCGCUCGCUGCGUUGUCGGAAAUGUGAACACAACUUGAGCAAGCCUGAGUUUAACCCAACCUCCAUCAAGUUCAAGAUCCAACUGGUUGCUGUGAACUAUAUUCCAGAGGUCCGAAUUCUGUCCAUUCCCAACCUGCGCUUCAUGAAGGAGAGCCAAGUGCUUCUGACACUCACUAACCCUGUGGAGAACCUCACGCACGUUACUCUUCUGCCCUGUGAAGAGGCAGAUCCUGACGACGUGCACAGCACCGCAAAGGUUAUCCUUCCUUCAAAGGAGAUUGUCCUUGCUGGGAAAGAUGCAGCUGCUGAAUACGAUGAACUGGCUGAGCCACAGGAUUUUCACGACGACCCAGACAUUGUGGCCUUCCGAAAAUCCAACAAGAUUGGCUUCUUCAUCAAAGUCAUCCCACAGGAGGAGAGUGGCAAUGUGAACAUUAGCUUCAAGCUGCGCUAUGACUUUAAGAAUCUGGCUGGGCCAAUCCGGCCAUUGGAAGAGGGGGAGCAGAGCACCGAGGUCAUCUGGCUGACUCAGCACGUGGACCUGACCCUGGGCCCGCUGGCUGCCUGAGCCCAGAGCCCCGUGGCGGUGUGUUCCCGGACUCGCCAUCGCUAACGAAUCCAGCCUACCCACGAGCCAACCGCACCUUCCCCUACCCCCUUCCACCACAGCCUUGAGUGGUUGCCUGCAGCCCCCAGCCUUGGACGAGAUCCUCUCUGAAAAACACAAGACCGCAUUGCAGUAAAUCCAUUGACUCACUGGUGUUUAAAGCCUCCGCCCCCUCACCUCAGUAGCAGCCGACGCUAGGGGAGUGCAACCAGGUCGAGCACGCCCAGCUUAUCCCGAAAUUUGUCUUUGGUGUCAUGAGCGGGAACCUUUUUGGAAUUCUCUGGGAGCCUCUUGGGAACCUGGGUGGAACGAAUGGCUGGAAUUGCUUCGAUAAGGACACGGACAGAACAGGAAGAGAGUGCAGCCCUCCAUUACAACAGUGACUACACUUUAAAGCUACUUCAUGGCUGUGAAAGGCUUUGGAACAUCCCAAGGUGGUGAACGGCGCUAUAGAAAUGCAGUCUUUAAUUUCGUUGCAUGUGUUUGUACAAUUUUUAAAAAAUAUGUUCACAGACUUGGCUAAUCUCUGAAGAUAGUGCCCAGUUUAACAAUGGUCACACUACGAAAAGCACCUUGCGCGUGCACUCUCGCUGUCUCUCCACUUUCUGCCGGCUCCUGAAGGUGUGGCAAAGUCCUCCCCCCCCCCCCCCCCGCCAGCAACGUUCUCCACACCUAUGCUCCUUAUGCUGGGCUCACUUAUCCCCUGCUCGAAACCUGCUGCCAAGCUCGCAGUCUAACUCUGAUUAUUGUUCAGGUAAUAAUCUCAAAGACCUGUUACCUCAGAACUUUGGUCGUUGUCUUUAUGCUGCACAUAAAGGGGAAAUGCAGUGACAGCAAGCCUCCUGCUCACAUUAUUGCAGUUCCUUUCCCUGCAUUUAACCAGUCGUCAGCACGCCAUUGUUAAACUGUGUGAAUGAAUAUGAUUCGAGCAAAAAGGCCUUUCAGCCCAUCAAACCUCAUUCCUCCGGUAACCUGUCUCCCCAACAUUAAACCACCCCCCCCCCCACAGUAACCUUGUUCCCCGACACUAACCCCCCUCCUCCAGUAACCUUGCUCCUUGACACUAAUCCCCCCCUCCAGAAACCUUGCUCCCCAACAUUAACCGCCCCCCCCGCUUCCAGCAACCUGUCUCCCUGACAUUAACCCCUCCUCUAGCAACCUGUCUCCCUGACAUUAACCCCUCCUCUAGCAACCUGUCUCCCUGACAUUAACCCCUCCUCUAGCAACCUGUCUCCCUGACAUUAACCCCUCCUCUAGCAAUCUGUCUCCCUGACAUUAACCCCUCCUCUAGCAACCUGUCUCCCUGACAUUAACCCCUCCUCUAGCAACCUGUCUCCCUGACAUUAACCCCUCCUCUAGCAACCUGUCUCCCUGAAAUUAACCCCUCCUCUAGCAAUCUGUCUCCCUGACAUUAACCCCUCCUCUAGCAACCUGUCUCCCUGACAUUAACCCCUCCUCUAGCAACCUGUCUCCCUGACAUUAACCCCUCCUCUAGCAACCUGUCUCCCUGAAAUUAACCCCUCCUCUAGCAACCUGUCUCCCUGACAUUAACCCCUCCUCUAGCAACCUGUCUCCCUGACAUUAACCCCUCCUCUAGCAACCUGUCUCCCUGACAUUAACCCCUCCUCUAGCAACCUGUCUCCCUGACAUUAACCCCUCCUCUAGCAACCUGUCUCCCUGACAUUAACCUCCCUCUCCAGUAACCAGUCACCCUAACACUGAUCCCCAAACCUCCAGUAACCUGUCUGCCCAACAUCAAGCCUCUUCCCCUGUUGAACCCCCGAUUCAUUGUCUCUUCUCCCAUUGAACCCCUGCCCGCUUGAUGCUGGGUGUAAGCGAGUUUACUGCUGCCUGUAACCAUUGUGCUGUGACUGUUGGUGAUAUACUAGUGUAUUAAAUCAUAACUUAUAUAUGGACUUAAAACAAUAAACACAAGAUAAAAGACCA
This is a messenger RNA of Carcharodon carcharias (great white shark), 3384 nucleotides long. RefSeq names its product dynactin 4 (gene dctn4). The record is from RefSeq and is a predicted model, not a curated record. Bases 16 to 1398 code for a protein of 460 amino acids. Gene Ontology annotation, cellular component: dynactin complex. The transcript is spliced from 13 exons. NCBI's taxonomy places the organism in Eukaryota, Metazoa, Chordata, Chondrichthyes, Lamniformes, Lamnidae.